This is a messenger RNA of Egretta garzetta (little egret), 2718 nucleotides long. It is a transcript of the gene PPM1J, whose product is annotated as protein phosphatase, Mg2+/Mn2+ dependent 1J. Gene Ontology annotation, biological process: protein dephosphorylation. NCBI's taxonomy places the organism in Eukaryota, Metazoa, Chordata, Aves, Pelecaniformes, Ardeidae. Gene Ontology annotation, molecular function: protein serine/threonine phosphatase activity. The coding region runs from base 1 to 1326 and encodes 441 amino acids. The record is from RefSeq and is a predicted model, not a curated record. The transcript has 10 exons.
AUGCCUGGACGGCCGCUCUCCCCUGGACCCGCCUGUGCUGGUGGGAGUGAGUACGGCCGCUGGCUCCAGCUCAGCCCCUGCAACUGGGUGAUAAAUGCAGGGAAGAGCCAGCACAACGAGGACCAGGCAUGCUGCGAGGUGGUGUUUGUGGAGAGGAGGCCCAGCCCGAGGGGCCGGCUGCCGUCCAGGGAAAGCAGCGGGGAGCUGGACGGGGGCAGGAAGGGUUUUUAUUUCCACUAUUGGGCCUUGUUUGACGGCCAUGCGGGCAGCGGUGCUGCUGUCAUGGCAUCCAAGAGGCUCCACCUGCACAUCUGCGAGCAGCUCCGGGACCUGGUGGACAUCCUGCAGGACCCCUCUCCGCCUCCCAUCUGCCUCCCGCACGACAUGAGGGCUGGCCCUGCGGAGCUGAGCCGGGUGCCCCUCUCAGAGGACGACAAGGAGGUCCCCAACGAUGCUGUGCCGCGGUUUCACCUGGAGAAAGCUGUCUCUCACGAGAGCCUGGUGAUCGGCGCCAUCGAGAACGCCUUCAAGCACAUGGAUGACCAGAUCGAGCGGGAGCGAGCGUCCCAGCGCCUGUCCGGGGGCUGCUGCGCCCUGGCUGCUGUCUACCUCAUGGGCAAGUUCUACGUGGCCAAUGCCGGCGACAGCAGGGCCAUUAUCAUCCGUAACGGGGAAAUCAUUCCAAUGUCCAGGGAGUUUACUCCAGAGACAGAGAGGCAGAGGCUGCAGUUUUUAGCGUUCCUGAGGCCCGAGCUGCUGGGGAAGGAGUUCACCCACCUUGAGUUCCCCCGCAGGAUCCAGCCCAAGGAGCUGGGGAAGAAGAUGCUGUACAGAGACCAAAACAUGAAUGGCUGGGCUUACAAAAAGAUAGAAGAGAAUGACCUGAAGUUUCCACUUAUCUAUGGGGAAGGCAAAAAGGCUCGGGUGAUGGCCACGAUUGGGGUCACACGGGGCCUGGGAGACCACGACCUCAAGGUGUUCAGCUCCAACAUCCACAUCAAGCCUUUCCUAUCCUGCUUCCCAGAGGUCAGGGUUUACGACCUCACGCAAUAUGAGCACUGCCCCGAUGAUGUUCUGGUCCUGGGUACCGAUGGGCUCUGGGAUGUCACCAACGACAAGGAAGUGGCUGCCGUGGUGAUGGAGGUGCUGACGAGCUAUGAGCCCAAUGACCCGUGCAGGUACACCAUGGUGGCCCAGGAGCUGGUGGUGCGGUCCAGGGGGGUGCUGAAGGAGCGGGGCUGGCGGCUGUCCAACGACAAGCUGGGCUCUGGCGAUGACAUCUCUGUCUUUGUGAUCCCUCUGGGCGGCCCGGGCAACUACACGUGAUGCCCAAAGACCCCGGGGCAGAGGGGCUCGUCUCGCCUGGAUGGAGACAAGCGGGACACCAGUGCUGCCUCGGGGCCACCUCUCCCCCGAGCACUUGUUUCCUGAGCCGACCGCAAGAAGAGUAAGAAAACCUGGAGCCUCUGUGCCUCUGCCCCUGCCCAGAGCAUCCCCCUCCACCUGCUGCAUCCCAGCCCUGGGUGGAGAUGGAAAGGCCUUGGACAGGGAGCAGGGACUGGGGUCGAGGGAUGUUUUUUGUGCUGCCACUUUCUUGAUUGCUGUGAAAAGCCUAAAUCCUCCCAGGCUUCUCGGUGUCCUGUGCACCUCGCCCUGGGCCUGGGCGCGCUGGUGCCAGCAGCGUGUGACGGCCGCCGGGCUGGUGGGGCUCUCGUACCUGGAGAAGUGUGUGCUUGCUGCUGCAACCAUCCCCUCUCCCCCCACCCUGGGACGCUUGCACCAGUGACACUGAAGCUGCUGUUGGGGCUGGGUGCUGGCCCAGGAUGGGCCAUGCCCGGGGGUGAAGCCCUGCUGGCAGCCAGGCAAUGCCCAGCCUGGCAGAAGUCUUGUGGUGGUGGGCAAGCCUCACCACUGGCAUCCCAGCUUUGUGCUUGUCCUCUCCAGCCCCUCACGCCUUCGUCCCAGCCCCAUACCUUGUCUUAGUCUCUGGUCUGGGAGGCCGGGGCGGUGCUUGGUCACUGGCGCACCGAGAGCCCCUGGGAAGGAAUGAGCUAUUGCACUUGCACUGGCUGUGCCACGGGUUCUGCCUUGGAUCACUGCUGUGUUUCUGGAGCCAAUUACUUGUUAUUAGCUGGAAAAUGUCUAAAUCCUUUCUUGUGUGGAGUCUGUAUGAAUAUAUGUCUGUAUUUUUGAGCGGUUCUAAGUUGGCCACUGCUGAGCAGUGGUUGCACACAGAGCAGCCCUAUUCAGCUGAGCUUAACAGCUUAAACGUGCUGCGUGGAUCUGCUUAGCCGAGGGCUGGAAGCCCACAGCAAAAGCAGCUUGGUUGUGACUGAGGGGGGGGGGGAAGACAACUCCCUCCUUUUCCUUAAUAAUCUCAAAGCCAGUGCUAAGCAGAGCCGUAGCAACAACUGAUCCCUGCAUGGUAUCUUGUUCUGCAUCACGCAUAGCUCUGACCCAGAGCCACAGAGCAUUGCAUCCUCCCAAAACAGGAGGGAUGACCCCAUCCUGGCAGCGUGGUGAGGGGGGGCACUGGGCCGUGGCCCCUUGUUUUGGAAAGGCUCUGUGGCACCAGUGGUUUGUGUCCUGCUGUUGCUGGGAGCAGCCAGCUCUUGUCAAGUGUCACCUCUGGUGGAUGUUGUUUGUCUCUUGUAAUCAGCGAGAUGUAAAUAAAGCGGGUGUACUUAAUGGGAAGUGAAAGUUAUCCAGCGGGAUUUU